Messenger RNA from Gordionus sp. m RMFG-2023, 724 nucleotides. Its product is annotated as PRA1 family protein 2-like. Gene Ontology annotation, cellular component: membrane. The transcript is spliced from 5 exons. NCBI's taxonomy places the organism in Eukaryota, Metazoa, Nematomorpha, Gordioida, Chordodea, Parachordodidae. The record is from RefSeq and is a predicted model, not a curated record. Bases 33 to 587 code for a protein of 184 amino acids.
CGAAACAUUUACGAUGAAGCGUUUUACGAUUUAUGUCUUUCGACGCUAGAAUUCCUCCAAUACGCCCUUUAAACGAUUUUUUAUUUGAAUUGUCAAGAUUUCAGUUGCCCAAUGGAAAAGAUUAUGAAAAAUUAAAUAAACGCAUUCUUAAUAACUUAUUAUAUUAUCAGACAAAUUAUUUUGUUACAAUUAUGUUUUUUUUUCUAUUAGUUGGAUCUUUUGCGCCGACUAAGAUGCUUAUGGGUUUAAUUACUGCCUCCAGUUUGGUUAUUGUUUUUAUAUAUUGUACAAAAAAUAAAUACCAGGCAAUGCAAUUUAAACAAAAUCACCCACUUAUAUGUUUCUGUUCAAUAAUUAGUAUUAGUUACCUUAUAAUAUACUUAAUAAAGGCAGUUGCAGUAUUUACAAUGGGAAUAACUCUUCCAGUAUCAUUGAUUAUUAUGCAUUCCUCCAUGAGGAUGCGUAAUAUAAAAAAUAAAUUAGCUAAUACAAUGGAAAAUAUUGGUUUAAAGAAAUCCCCAAUGGGAAUAAUUAUGGAAGGAAUUGGUAUAGAUGAUGAGAGAAAUUCUUACUUCAAAACAAAAUAAUGAAGGAUAUAAGACAAAUAAUUAGAUGAUCAAUUACAUUAUAUGAAGAAUAUCCAAAUAGGAAAUUAUUUUAUAGAUUGAACAUAUUAAUUUUUUAAUAAUCUGAUGUUUUCAAAGCUAUAAAUUAGGGGAAUUAU